ACACUUGUGCAUUAGGGUUACCUGGAGCAUACAGUAUCCCAGUUUAUUUGGAGUGAGAGGGUACACCCUGGACUGGUCACCAGUCAGCAUAUGAAGUACAGGAAAACUACAUUUCACCAAACUUUUUCCAUAAGGCUGAAUGUUGUGUGGUUACCUUGAUCUUUUUUUUUUUUAUUAUUUUAGCAGCAACUUACCAACACUUUAAUCCACGUAAUCUCAUGAUGCUUCUCUAAAUCCAUCCAGUCUGUUGAGGCUCUAUAAUUAACAGCCCUGCUUUAGAAAUCUGGGUCACUAGAUUGAAGCCAGAUUCUAGUAGCAUCGUGUACUACGCUUUUGACCGAAACUGUAAGAAAUGGAAGUCCAAGAACUGGUGGACUGGAGUGUGGAUUUUUACCAGGACUCAAACUCAAACCAUCCUGUUCUCAGGAUGCCAUGGAAUUCUGAUCCACGUCCCGGCAUGUGGCAUGAACCGACGGGAGUUAAGUCUUGCAGUUCUCACUCAUUUGCCAGAGAUGCAAGGAUGAGACUUGACUAUUUAAAGUUCGGAUCUCAUCCCCAAGUACCCUGCUGUGCCAAAGAUGGAACAAUGCAUAGUGCAGAGAGUGAAAAAGACCAGGGACUACACACUGUUUUGGACUUAGUGGAGCUACUUGAAAUAAAGGAAGAUGUGGAGGAUGAAGAGACAUGGCUAUAUGAGUCUCCAAGAAGGCCAGUAUCAAUAGAUGCUGAGUCUCCCCUGAGAUGGUGUAGACAAGUCCUGGAUAACCCAAGUCCUGAGACGAAAGCUGCAUGUCAUUUGCUAACAAACAAGCUGAAUCAAAGCUCAAGCAAAAGCGUAUUCUACGGACACCAUACGGACAGUGCAUCUGUUUAUUCUUAUAACGGCAAAAGAUCGACAGACACAACACCCGAUACUUCCGACAGUUCAGAUACAAAUGCUCUGACCGUGCCCCCUGAGUUCAUAACUAGCAGCUACAAACUACAGGACAUUACAGAUGUUCACAUCAUGGCUCGUAUACAAGAGGACAGUAAGUAUACGAACCAUCCAUUACAUUCGACUCAGUUAGUGUUGACGUUGGUGUCUGUCAUCCAUGUUGUAGGUUUACGACAGGACUACAUUUCCAUGCCCACCUGCCCUGAGCCACAGGUCAGACUGCGCCAGCAAGUCACCCAGUUCAAGUUGCUUAAAAGAGCUCAGACUCGAGCCAGGACGGAGUCUCCCUUGCGGACCAGCCUUCGCUCACUCCAGGCUGUGAGAAACAGUCGAAGUUUGGACACAGAUGACUACCUCUCUGCUCAUCAAACAGCAAACACCUCGCUUCCAUCAGGUGGUUCCUCUUCCAGAAUGGGGCGAACUUGCGAGUCAUCAUUCCUUCCAACAGCACCCAAGAACUCCAAGGAUGCAUCACAAAGGUCGUCAGUGCAGACGACAGCCAUGAGGGAAGUGCAAAGGUCUCAGUCGCUCAGCCCCCGCAGGCUCCCCCACUCUGCCAAGAGAUAUUUGUCUUUUACCUCAUGUGUUCAUGCGUCACCUGAGAGGACAACCACCAUAGCUUGGGGCAGCAAUAUGCCAUCCACUCAACGGUAAAUGUUUAUAGCAGGAUGAAUGAAAGGUUGGCUUUCUUUAAGCAUGGCUUCAGCAUUGUAAAUUAUUAUUAUCAUGACAAAAGUGUUUUAGGUGCAGCUAUGAGAUGUGCCGUUAUAAUCUUCACUUAUGAUUACGCUUUAGCAUUGAAAGUCAGUGUCAAAACUAUUGUGUUGUGUGUUAUUCUGAACCACGUGUCAAUAGAUGUACUGUUCUCCUUAAUGUUUAUAGUAUUAAAGGGCAGUGCAGUUGUGUAUAAUAUAGAUAAGCGAAGCCUCACUGAAUAAACAUUUUUUUUCAGAACUAUAAAUGAUGUUGGUUCAGUGAAAUAGUAUUUCUGGCAACGAAAACAACCCCAGACGAGUGGAUGUAGCAAAUACUAACGGUGUCAAGCUAAAAAGGGCCGUCAGUCAUUCAACCAUAUUAUUUAAAAACAUAUUACACAACAUGUUCACUACUGUGUUACACGCAUGAUGGUUGACCUACUGUUGACAGUGUGUGAAUCAGUCAUCACUCCAGUUUAGGAUAUAUAAUGACUCAAAAUGUAAAAUAAACAAAUGUACAAUGGAAGAGCUAAUGGUUAAAGUUCUAAAACUGUACAAUAUAUUCACACGACUCAUCUGAAAUGGCUGUCUUCUAAAAUGUGCCUUCAGGCAGUUUUUCUUGAGUCUAGUCCGAGUCCAUGUCACUGUCGCCCCCGAUGGAUCUGAACUCUUCACUCUCCUCAUCCUCACUGAGCUGAACCUGAGAGAGCACAGCGGGGCCUCGCCUCCGUGCGUCUUCCUCUUCGUCAUCCUCCUCCUCUUCACUGUUGCCGUCAUCUUGUCUGUCUGCUCGUAGCUGCCAUAGCUGAGACAAGAGAGGGACAGACAAUGUAAAAAAACAAACAAAAAAAAAACUACUUCCUUUUGGUCUACCGCUCUCCAAGUCCAUGAAUGAUAGUUUUGCAUCCUUCUCAUCAUGACAAUGCAGCUACAUCAUAUUCACAGAUGCAUGUGAGUAUUCCCAUUCAUCCAUGUCAUUGAAACCACACGUGAUCAGCGUAUGCCUCUCAAAGUUAAUUACAAAAAAUGUGCAUGUGUGCUGUGUCAUGAUAACCCAUAUUGAGCCAACAAGGGAUGUACUUGGUCCCGUAUUGCUGCGAGAAUCAACACUAAUCUGUAAAUUCUCAAUGGUUUCAAGUGACAGCUUGACACAGGCUAUGCCAACUUGUUUGCAUCUUUCUUUAUACACUUUGCCUAGCUGUCACUAGCUGUUGUGUUGUUCGCUCUCCUCCAACUCUUUUGCUCCCCUCAUCCUCAAUAAGACUAACCUGAGAAUGUGGAGCUGGGGCUCUUCUCCGUGCGUCAUCCUCCUCGUCUUCCUCCUCCUCCUCGCUGAUACCAUCGUCAUCUGCGUUUCCCCUGCUCAAGGGCUGCAUCUGACUGCGGCUCUCUGUCUCAUCAAAGCUGCCAUAACUGAGAAGCAAAGGGGAGUGUAAGAACAGUAACAGGAAUAUU
Doryrhamphus excisus (bluestripe pipefish) is the source of this 3084-nucleotide messenger RNA. Its product is annotated as SLAIN motif-containing protein-like. The record is from RefSeq and is a predicted model, not a curated record. Gene Ontology annotation, cellular component: microtubule plus-end. Gene Ontology annotation, biological process: microtubule nucleation; cytoplasmic microtubule organization; positive regulation of microtubule polymerization. NCBI's taxonomy places the organism in Eukaryota, Metazoa, Chordata, Actinopteri, Syngnathiformes, Syngnathidae.